GUGUGCAUGGGAUGGGCAGCCACAAAGAGGACUUCCGCUUCUGUGCUGAGCGAAGACAAACGGUUGGAGGCCACAUUCGUUAUGACACUCAGCAGGAUGCUAUCACUAUCUCCAAUGGUGCCGACGGACUUAAUAUCAGUGCCCCGUUCCCACCGGGACCUCAGCAAUCCUGGGCCUUGCCUUCACAUUUGGGGACUUACCGCUUCUGCGUUUAUUGGUUUCAGGAUGACCAUCUGUUCAAUCUUACCUAUGGCAUCACUCAUUCCUAUCAGCUGAGUAACCAAGCCAAUUAUUCAUUCUCCUCUCUAAAUUUCAACUACGAAGGGAGCAAAGAUGGGCCUGAUUUACUCAACAAUAUCUCCUACGCCUUCAACGAUGGCUUUGACAAUCGCUCCCUUCCGAGCAUGACAAGAUACAAGUUCUUCUUAGAUUUUCGGAAGAUAGAUCAGAAGGAAGCGUUGGUUCAAAACAGCAACGUGGAAGAAGAAAUGAGACGAACAGAGUUAAAACUGAAGAACUUGGAAACACGUCCUAGCAGUGAUCAGGAUGGGCCUCCGGAAGAUCCGUUUUUGUGAAUAUUUGGCAGCCAAUCUGCAUUCUUAUUCAUUUGUAUUUAAAAAAAGUAGGCACUGUGUAUUGCAGAAGUCCUCAAACUUGGCAACUUUAAGACUUGUGGACUUCAACUCCCAGAAUUCUCCAGCUGGCUGGAGAAUUCUGCGAGCUGAAUUCUACAAGUCUUAAAGUUGCCAAGUUUGAAGGCCUCUGAUGUAUUUUGACUGCAAAAAGGAGUGAGAUGGAGCAGGGUGGCUGGAGGUAUGCUUUGCACAAGUCUUGCACACAAGUCCGAUUGUUGCAAGUGGUGGGAGAUGCGCUUUACCUGCAUAUUACAAAGUCAAAAGAGAUAUUUUAUCUUAUCUCAUAUCAAAACAGGUUUGAAAUAGGAGCUAGCAUGGUUUUCAGAGUAUAAGACGUUCCAAAGUAUAAGACACAC
Molecule: messenger RNA, 991 nt
Organism: Thamnophis sirtalis
Lineage: Eukaryota; Metazoa; Chordata; Lepidosauria; Squamata; Natricidae
Source: RefSeq, a predicted model, not a curated record